This is a messenger RNA of Lethenteron reissneri (Far Eastern brook lamprey), 1160 nucleotides long. RefSeq names its product protein PET117 homolog, mitochondrial. Lineage: Eukaryota; Metazoa; Chordata; Hyperoartia; Petromyzontiformes; Petromyzontidae. Gene Ontology annotation, cellular component: mitochondrion. Gene Ontology annotation, biological process: mitochondrial respiratory chain complex IV assembly. The record is from RefSeq and is a predicted model, not a curated record.
AUCAGUAACAUCCUAGAUUUGAAGCUUUCGUGACUGCAAGGAUUUUCACACUCUAAGGUUUUUUCGGUAAAGUUACGUAGGUAAAAAAUAAAUAAAAAUAAAAUAAAUAAUAAAGCAAUAGAAGAAAGCAAAAUUUUUUUUCUUCUAUUAAUUAUUUUAUUAUUAUUAUUUUUUUCCCUACGUAUGAGUAUCAGUAACAUCCACACAGCAUCAACCCUUCCCAUCCCCUCCUCGUGUUGUUACUGCGGCUCCCAGCCAUGCGUGGCGAUCGGACAGGGUCACCCUAACCACCACGACCACCCCACCAAAUCGACUCCUCUUGGCCAUGUCCACCAUCUCCAAGGUCACCCUGGGCCUUGCCGUGGUCUUCACGGUGUCCACCGUGGCCGGAGUCCACCUCAAGCAGCAGUACGACAGGCAGAGACUGCGUGAGGGUGUGUACCGUGACAUUGAACGACAGGAGCGCAAGGCAGAGAACCUGCGGCGACUGCAAGAGCAGGCAGAGCUGUCUCGCAUACUCGAGGCCGAACGCCAGCUCCAGUUGGCCGAACAAGACGGAGACACCAGCAAACACUAGCAAGUGCCGUCCUCAUUACGAGACGGUGCUCCUGAAGCCAAACUACAUUUUUUUCCUCUCCCCUCUCCUUGAUCAGAGCCAGCUCUUAGGGAAAAAUCAAGCUGUGCCCUGUAUCGGAUUGUGAAUAAGAAUAGCUGAAAGGCUGUAUAAAACCUCAUUGACACGUUGGUGUGUGUAUGUGCACGAGUUGUCCGCAUCACUUAAAUGACGGAUAUGAAGAAGACUAAAGACUUAACUGUUGAAGCGGCCGAGGCUAAAGUGGACAGUGACAUGGUCAGGACUGUCACCAGCCCAAAGGGUGAGGGUGAUACUCCUGCGGGUAAGGAUACAAGUGGAGAAUGAACGUGGUUUCCAAGGAAGCAGGCACUGGAAAAUCUGUGACCGGGAGUUAUUGCGUGAAGAACGGGAGUGGUAUUAUUAUAGACGUGUUGCACUUAUACUGUGAGCACUUCCAUCGCAAAGCAGCAAGAGAUUUCUGCAUCCUUAUUGGUGAUUUAUUGUUGCUAAAGUGGGUUGCUACCCACUGUAAAUGCUUGGUAAUGGGCUGCUAUCUGAAAAUAAAUACCUCCUAUGGUUAAAGAAA